This is a messenger RNA of Amphimedon queenslandica, 414 nucleotides long. Its product is annotated as cytochrome b-c1 complex subunit 6, mitochondrial-like. The transcript has 3 exons. The record is from RefSeq and is a predicted model, not a curated record. NCBI's taxonomy places the organism in Eukaryota, Metazoa, Porifera, Demospongiae, Haplosclerida, Niphatidae. The coding region runs from base 62 to 307 and encodes 81 amino acids. Gene Ontology annotation, cellular component: respiratory chain complex III. Gene Ontology annotation, biological process: mitochondrial electron transport, ubiquinol to cytochrome c.
CUGCCUGAUAGCGUCCGUAUAUUUUUAGUAUUGUUCCGUAUACUGUUACUAUAGUUUCAAAAUGGCGGAUGACGAAGAAAUACAACAACAGGAGGAGGACGAGGAUCCAGUUUGUUAUAAGUCGGUCCUCGAGGAGAAGUGUGGAGAGAAGGCCAGUUGUCGUAAACUGAAGGAGGUUCUAGAAGAGUGUAAUGAUAGAGUGAAUGGCAAGUCAAAUACGACAGAAACUUGUGUAGAGGAACUCUCAGAUUUCAUCGUUUGUGUAGAUAAAUGUAUUGCAAAGAACCUCUUCCAAAAGCUAAAGUGACCAUGACUAGGUGUAUCCUGUACUGUGUAUUAGUGACAAUAGAUGAUACAUACAUAUUAAUUAAUUUAUUAUUAUUAUUAUUAAUAUAAUAAUUAGGUGAAAACAUU